GGGUGUGCUUGCAAAACGGAGACGCGGAGCACAUCACGGCCAUACUCGGAGAAUCCGUUAUACUCAACUGCGCGGUGUCGCACCCCAAGAUUCCCUACAUUAUUCAUUGGAAGAGACAGCAUCACAAGAUUCCCAUCUACAUCUGGUACGAGGGUUAUGACCCCCACGUGGAGGACACGUAUAAGGGGCGCGCGUCCAGGGUGUCGCAGGACACCACGUACGGCCUGGCCUCCCUCAACCUGACCAAUGUCAGGGAGGACGACCAGGGCUGGUAUGAGUGCAAGGUCUUCUACCUGGACCGGACUGGAUCCCCCGACAACGGCACGUGGAUCCACCUAGAUGUUCAUGCUCCGCCUCGGUUUACAACAACACCAGAUGAUGUUACUUACGUUAAUAUUGGUAACUCCAUCAUCCUUAAUUGUGAGGCAGAGGGAACCCCCAAACCAGAGAUAUUCUGGUUUAGAGAUGAUGAGCCUGUAGUACCCUCUGACAGUGUUGGCAUCUUUAAUGAUGGCACAGAGCUUCGAAUCAACAAGAUCAGAGACCAAGAUAUUGGUGACUAUGUCUGUGUAGCACGUAAUGCUGAAGGACGAGUUCACCAUGAAGCCAAAGUUGUUAUUGCUGGUGGUGCUGUAAUUGUUACUCCACCACAGAACCAAACACGUCAAGAGGGAGAAAAGGUUGAGUUUCCCUGUGAAGCAAAAGCUUUGCCAGGCAAUGUAACAGUCAUUUGGAAGAGGGAAGGUGUAGCCAUUGACAAGCUUUCUUGGCUUGAUAUCCGUGCUAUCGUCAGGAAAGAUGGGGCUCUUGUGAUCAAUCCUACCAGUGCAGAUGAUGGCGGGUUCUUCACAUGUGAAGUGUCCAAUGGCAUCGGGACACCUCAACGUGCCACAGCUUACCUCAAUGUAGAAUAUCCAGCACGAGUAACUUAUACUCCAACUGUGCAGUAUCUCCCCUUCAGGCAGCAGGGAAUUAUCAAGUGCUUUAUUAAAAGCAACCCUCCCAUUCAGUUUGUUACCUGGAUAAAAGACAAGCGUCUCUUUGAUGCAGAGAAAGAAAAUACUGUAGUCAAACUUAAUAAUGGCUCUCUGCUUAUAACUAAGGUCAAUCAAUCUCAUCAGGGACGCUAUAGUUGCACACCUUACAACCGCCACACCACGGCCGGUUCCUCUGGUGAUAUGGAGGUUAUAGUUCGUGAUCCACCAGUAUUUUCGCCUAGACCCCAGCUUCAGUAUCACGGACAGGUAGGAGAGGAAGUGACUCUCGUAUGUGGAGGUCAAGGCUCUCCAACUCCAGAAGUUACUUGGAAAAGGCGUGAUAACCAAAAUCUGCCAAGGGAUCGUACUGACAUUGUGGGAGGAAAUCUUACCAUCCGUUCUCUCCGAAAAAGUGAUCAUGCAUAUUAUGAGUGCAUGGUUAGCAAUGAAAUUGCAACUUUGGUAACAGCAACACAGUUACUGGUGGAAGGCACAACACCUCAUCCACCAUACAAUAUCACAAGUGAAACAGAUCCAUUUAGUGUGAAAUUAUCUUGGCUACCUGGCUAUCCUGGGGGCAAGGACUGGGAGCAGCAAUAUACUAUAUGGUACCGAGCAUUAGGUUUUCGAACUUGGUCUCAAAUAGAUGUAAAGCCUGCUGGAAGCACCAGUAUAACUAUACAUAAUUUCCUGGCCAUACAUAGUUUCCAGGUUCAGGGCAAAAAUAUGCUGGGGGAUGGCAUGUUCUCUGACGUAGUAACAGCUACCACUGAAGCUUUAGGAGGACAAACAUCUGACUCUCCAAUCGACAAUCCCCACGUGACGCCCACUCCAGAUAAACCCGUAUACGAUUAUAGCAUGAUAGUGUUCCCAACGGAUUCUUCUGGAUCGACCUAUAUUCCAACAAUAUUGAAUCCGACAGAACCUUUUGUUGGUAAUGCUGUCUUGAAAUUUAUUUGUGUUAGCAUCAACAAUGUUGAGGCUUUCUUUAUCAUCUCCAUUGUCUCCAGUGUAGGCAUACAGGCAAACAAUUAUGAUAUUAACAUUGGAUAUCACAUUUUAAUACAGACUAUUAUAUGUAACAAGCUAGAAGCAAUUAGAGAUCACAUGGGAAGUUUGUGGUACUUGCCAAGCUUAGAUAUAUAUACAGUAUAUGACUGUAAACAGGAUAAAAUUUCAUUGAUAGGUAUUGGAUGGACAAUACAUUUUGAAAUAGAUGCUGAAUACAAGAUGGAGAGCUGUAUUCCUUUCAUUUGUGUGAUCAGAACCACUGUAAAGGAGUGCAUAGACUUUGACUGA
Messenger RNA from Penaeus vannamei (Pacific white shrimp), 2276 nucleotides. The record is from RefSeq and is a predicted model, not a curated record. Lineage: Eukaryota; Metazoa; Arthropoda; Malacostraca; Decapoda; Penaeidae.